AUGUCUCCCACGACCCUCCACCAGGGCGCGACAAAGGGCUUCGCCGACGCCGCCACCUACGACGCCUACCGGCCCUCGUACACGCCCGAGGCCACCCAGAAGUUCCUCUCGCACCUGCGCCUCGCCGACGUCCCGCACGCGCGGGUCCUGGAUCUCGCGGCGGGAACGGGUAAGAUGACAGAGGUGCUGGCGGCGCGGCACGAGGGGUUCGAGGUCGUGGCCGUCGAGCCGCACGAGGGCAUGCGCGCGGAGCUCGAGAAGAAGGGACUGCGCGGGGUCGAGGUCAAGGACGGCUUUGCGGCGAAGUUGCCGCUGGACGAGGAGUGGGGCGAUGGUGCUGUUGUUGCGCAGGCUUUUCACUGGUUCGCGACGCCAGAGUCUCUGAAAGAAAUCCACCGCGUCCUGAAGCCGACUGCUGUGCUGGGCAUGAUCUGGAACAUUGAAGACUACAACAAGCCGAAGCACUGGAAAGCCAGCACGCCCUGGGAGAACGCGCUUAACGAGCUCGUCUUCAGCCUCGGCUCUGACGGCCAGCCGCGCUUCCGCGACUUCGUCUGGAAGGACGUGUUCGACAACCAGCUCGACUCGAACCCGCUGCGCGCCGUCAAGGACAUCGUGUUCGAGGGAGGGAGAAAGAUGCCCCUGUUUUCGGUGCCCGUCGGCGAGGAGAAGGUGCCCUUCACGGUCUGGCUGACGCCCGAGGCCCUGUGGAACCGGCUGCGGACGCUGAGCCAGAUCGCCGUGCUGGAGGACGAGGCGGCGAGGGCGUUCAAGCAGCGAUUCGAUGCGAUCUUGGCGGGGGAGAGCGUGGAGAAGAACGAGAAGGGGGAGGUUGCGCUGCAUGGAGCUACGUACUUCGCGUGGACCUCGAGGUUGUAG
Messenger RNA from Colletotrichum spaethianum, 879 nucleotides. RefSeq names its product putative MFS-type transporter. Gene Ontology annotation, molecular function: S-adenosylmethionine-dependent methyltransferase activity. The coding region runs from base 1 to 879 and encodes 292 amino acids. The record is from RefSeq and is a predicted model, not a curated record. Lineage: Eukaryota; Fungi; Ascomycota; Sordariomycetes; Glomerellales; Glomerellaceae. The transcript has 4 exons.